CCAGGAAAAUGGGGGAUCGGUGGUUUCCGGUGGAAGAAGUCGAGGAGGUUCAUUCCGAGCAAGAUAUCUCACAUUUUCCCUCGGCUUCUUCAGUAUAUCGUUUGUGCUUUGUUCUCUUCGGUGAUCCGCGACGAGAGUUGUUUAGAGAGGCGCGAUAGAGAAAGAGAGAGAGAGGAUUCGCGGCGCACGACGUCUGAGAUUCCGAUACUCGGACGGGUGCAGCCUGUCGUACGCCGCCCUGGAGGAAACGAUUGAGUGUCCGGACACGGCUCUCGUGCACGUUAAUUCUGCGGGUGACGCCGGCCGCCUUGGAGAGCCUCGGAGUGUCGAGAUCUCCUGAGGCCCCUAAGGGCAGAGUAACGCGUGAUCAAGUCCUUUCCUGUUCUCUUUCUUUCCAUAGGCCCAAAAGAUAUUCUUUCAGGUUGAAAGUUCGUUCGCUAUAGUUUAGUGCAGUACAAAAAAAGAAACGGUUCGUGGUUUAUCGGUACUUUCUUAGUUUGUGUUGUGUUCAAGUUGAAAGUUUAACACUUUAAAAAGUUCCGCGCAAGAAAAAACCCGACAAAAAAACAGUAUGUAUCGUAACAUGUGAUAAACAAAGUUCUCAAAGUUUAAAUAUAAAUAAAGUAUAAAAGUUUUGAUAUAAAAAGAAAAGUUGUCAAAAGUUGUGACAUAAAAAAAAGUAUGUUCGACACAAUAUGGAUCGCGCGCGUUGUGCUAUCAAGAGCGAAUACUUCACAGGCUCUGAUUGACACAGGGUGAAAUUUCGACUAUGUCGGACUCUGGUACAGAUAGCACUUCCUCGGAGGGAUAUGACGGAGAUAGGAAUCGACUUACUAUCACGGAUGAGGUGACAUCGUCGCGCUAUUCGCAUCAUUCCUCGGGAUCCGAACGACGAAAGUCUGCGAGUUCUAUCAUCUCCGAGGUACAGUCACCUCCUGGAUCGCCAUUGUCGGGUGCAGAAUCGAAAUCACCAAGAUCCACACCGUUAUCGCCGAAAUCGGUACAAUCUGGGAUACUGUCACCUAGCGAGGAGGGUUCUUUAAGAUCGUUGCGUAGUUUAUCGAAAUCUCCACCGCCAAUGUCACCGUCACCCAUGUCGCCGACAUAUCACCAACCCUCGUCGCCAACAUAUCGUCCAUACGAGUCACCGAACUCUCAUCAUUCGGGACCCAACUCUAUCGAGUCACUUCGAUCGAAUCGUAGCUCGUCUCGAUCUCCUAUACAGGACAACGGAUCGUGUCUUUCUCCUCCGAAUGAUUCCAAGUCUAUGCGCUUUGAAGACGCCGAAUCGAAAGCGUCUGAUCUCGAAGUAGAUGCGCAGAGAUCCGCCGAUAAUUCGUUAAAAUCGUAUUCGUACAAAAAUAGCGAGUCCAGACAAAGUUCACCAAAAUCGCCCAGAUCGGGUCCUAGUUCUGUCAAGUCCUUGAUGUCGCCGAGGAGUUCACCAAAGUCAUUCAAAUCUGGUCCAGCGUCUCCUAUGGAUGAUCAAGAAUCGGAUAAACAUUCGCCAAUGCAUUCAGGUCCUCGUUCUCCCGAGGAAGAAGACGAAGAUAAGAAUGGUUCAUUUAACGAAUUGGACGGCGAACAAAUCUCGGAUGGGGAUAUCGAGGACGAACCAGAACCCAUGUCUAAAUCUAAACCUGCACCUAUUACUCAUGGCGAGGAUUUAUCGGAUGUGUCGGAUCUUGAAAGUAUGGAUGGUCCUGAAGAACCUACGGAACAGAACAUAGAAAUAGAUAAGCCUCAAGAACAGGAUGUGAAACAAGAAAUUGUUAAGGAGGAAGAAAAUACAGAGAAAGAAGAUAAAACUGCACCGGUUGGUUUGACAGAGGAAAGUGAACAAUUAGACUUUGAAGCCGAUGGUCAAUGGAAAGAUGAACGUGACGAAGGUGAAACUGAAGCACCAGGUACAAAAGAAAUUAAAGAGAAUACAGAUAAAGAUAAAGACAAGGACAAAGCGAAGCCAAAGGAAUCCAGUGAAAUGAAUGAUAAGGAAGAGGGCGAGGAAGAAGGUGAGAAAGAAGAAUCUGAAUUGGAGGAAGGAGAACUUAGCGAUGGGGAUGACGCACGACCAGAAGAAACUGAGCCUAGACCAGUGUGUCGUUUUUAUAAUCGCGGACAGUGUACGUGGGGUGUUAGUUGUAGAUUUUUGCAUCCAGGAGUGACGGAUAAAGGUAACUACACUAUGUUCGAUAUGGUGAGGCCUAUGGCAUAUCCGCCACACGCCGCCGCCGCGCCACAUGAAUUUAGGCCGCACAUCGACAGACCGAAUAUUCGGUCCUUACCUGGUUAUGGUGCUCCUGCCCAUCCACCUAAAGUGGAAGAAACGCCAACUGAAUCGGCCUGGGAGCGUGGCCUGCGCCAUGCUAAGGAAAUGAUGCGUAAAGCGAAUAAACGGAAGGAAUCAGACAUGGAUUUUGAAGAGAAAAAAAUGAACUUGAGUUUAGGGCAGGAUGAAUUAGAUCGAGAAGCUGGAUAUUACGUGAGAGCUGCUAGUCCCGAGCCACCAGUUGAAAGAUGGCCACAACGCGAAGUAUCACAACGCAGAGUGCCAGCCAGACCUACGCCAGACAGAUAUGUCGAGGAACCUGAGGGAGGAUAUUAUCCUCCACCUGUAUCAUCCGAUUAUUAUAGGAGAGUGCACUAUAAAGAUUCUCGUGAAUAUCGAGAUCGUCUCGAUUAUCACGCGAUUCCACGCGGUGCGCCAUCGGUUUCUCCGCCACCGCAUCCUCGCGAUCGAGAAAGGGAACGAGAUCGAGAACGCGAGAGAGAGCGAGAUUAUUACGAGAAGUAUGAGAAGAAACAUAAGCGGCCAUCGCGGGAAGUUAUCGUCGAACGUAUCCCGCCGACGAAACCAUGGCGGGAAGAGGAACCACCACCUGUCGAAAGAGGCCGGGGCGACGAAUGGGCGGAUCCGUGGAUGCGACGCAAGUCUCCGAGCACUGUGCGUCGUAACACGUCAUCACGUAGAUCUCGUCGGCAAUCGUACUCUUCGGGCUCUUCUUAUUCCUCGACAAGUUCUAGCCGUAGCUCGAGCCGUUCUAGCUACAGUUCUUACGACUCCCUAUCCAGGUCCCGUUCACCAUCACCUUCCGCUAGAACCCGUUCCACUGGCAAAAGCAAAACUGUUAUCACAUCACCACCCGCCAAUCCUUCAGCCGUUACCGCAGCUGCACCUCGAGGCGCCAUGCUAAUGAAUCCUCCUGCUCCAUCUCCUCGUCCACCCAAAGGCUCUAUCUCUCCUACAACGGGUACUCUACAUAGACGAGCUGGAUUGAAUCCACCUGCUCCAAGUCCAGUCUCCUCACAUCAGCGUCAUCAUGAAAAAGCUAGAGAGCAAAAAGCUGCUAUAGCUGCAGCUGCCGUGGCCAAAAUCAUUAAAAGUCGCUCCAGAUCUAGACAAAGAGAAAGAGAUCGGAGAAAAGCACAUUCUAAAUCGUUUCACAGUAGUUCUGGAUCGGAGAGCAGCGGAAGCAGCAGCGAUUCUAGCGAAUCGAGUUACUCCUCGUCCUCCAGCGAGGCGCGUAGAAGGAAAGGCUCGACACCGCCGAUAACACGUAAAGAUUCCAAGGGCAUGGACGCUCUGAAGUUGAGCGGCGCGAAGCAACAAAUUAAACUCACGCUGAAACCUACAAGCAACGCUACAGCGGUGAAAAAGAUCGACCGUAGUGCACUUGUGGCAGGUAAAAAACGGUCUCUCGAGUCACCGCCGUUGAUUGACAGCAAGGCACAAGUAGCCGCGGCUGCGGCCAAGGCUGCUAAAAAGGUCAGCUCGCGUCGCGAGGAAUUGUUAAAGCAAUUGAAAGCCGUAGAAGACGCGAUUGCUCGUAAAAGAUCAAAGGUUUAAAAAAAAAGAGAAAUUGAUUGACGAAUCUUCAGAUAUAAAUACGUAUGUAUUAAACGUUUUCUAGACACAUCGUGUAAUUAGUAUCACUGUCAUUAUCAUCAUCAUCAUUAUCAUCAUCAUUAUCAUUAUCAUCAUCAGCGCAGAAUAACGAGAUACGCAAAGUGUGUUAGAUUAUGAUGAUAUAUGUUCUCAUUUUUACAAAAAAUAUACAGAAUUAAACUCUUCA
Messenger RNA from Nylanderia fulva, 4073 nucleotides. RefSeq lists its product as uncharacterized. Gene Ontology annotation, cellular component: precatalytic spliceosome. Gene Ontology annotation, molecular function: RNA binding; metal ion binding. NCBI's taxonomy places the organism in Eukaryota, Metazoa, Arthropoda, Insecta, Hymenoptera, Formicidae. The record is from RefSeq and is a predicted model, not a curated record.